Plasmodium gallinaceum is the source of this 189-nucleotide messenger RNA. RefSeq names its product conserved Plasmodium protein, unknown function. The transcript is spliced from 2 exons. NCBI's taxonomy places the organism in Eukaryota, Apicomplexa, Aconoidasida, Haemosporida, Plasmodiidae. The record is from RefSeq and is a predicted model, not a curated record. The coding region runs from base 1 to 189 and encodes 62 amino acids.
AUGAGUAAAUUCUUUAAUUGGUAUACUUGUAUUAUUUUUGGAACAACAAUACCACUAGGUUUAUCAACAUUGAGUUUAUGGUAUUUGAACGUUGAUAAGGCAAAAAAUGAAAUUCACGCCUAUAAUAAUGAAUAUCGAAAAAAGCAGAAAGAACUUAUAGAAUUGGAGAAUAAAAAAAAAGGAAUCUAA